GCGCACAAAACUGGUCCAUCUCUGUACAGGACAAUACCAUUGUGAUCGCACCAUUGCAUAACCACAGCCCUACCCGACAUCGCCCCUUCGUGUUGAAGCCACCGAUGCGAGGGUGCAGGUGUUCUCUGCCUUCCAGUCCGGGCUACGCCCAGGAGGAACAUAUCAAACAUUCCACGUGCGUUUCGUUUACUGACGUUGUCUGGUUUAAAAAUGCCAUUCUUCACGGGGCUGUUCACUUCUGCGUGUGAGAGAGGCUGUCAACAGAUACCAUUUUAGACUGAGCUUGCUUGGAAAAGACGGCGGCAUGAUGUUUUUGGCCUGGACUUUGGUCUUUUCAUUUUUGGGCAUUUCUCACUCAGAAUUGUGUAUAGCAGGACAAAGUCAGAUGGUGGUGACAGAAGAUGGGAGGUAUGUGAUUCCAACCUAUUGCACAGACCCAUUUGAUGAAACUAUUUACCAAUCGGGAACAAAAUGGAGAACUUCAAACUGCAUGGACUGUUACUGUGAAAUGGGUGGUUUUGAGUGCUGUCAAACAAAGAUUGAUGUGCCACAGAAUAUCCCUGAUGACUGCAUUAUGGAAUUUGACCAGAAUGAAUGUAAAUAUUGGAUUUUUAAAAUGGAUAAUCGAAGCACACCCUGCUAAGCUGCUGUUUUUACUUCUUACAACUUCAUCAUCCCUUAGACCUACCUAUACGUUCUGUUCUUCUCUUAUAAAGUGAUUUUGUAAACUUCAGAAACUUGCCUCAUCUAAAGAAAUGCGUAUCGUUGUUGUUUACAAAGAGUGUUUGAUUUGGGGAAAUGUAUAAGGGUGGAAGAGAGGAAUUGCCAAAAAUACUAUUCAGAGGUUAUUUUCUAGUUGAAUAUUUAACUCUUAGAUUUAAUUUUAUAUUGUUUAAUAUUUGUACAUUUAGUUAACAUUCUUGGCACCUAUUUUAAGAUAUUUGUGUGCAGAUGCUCAUCCAACAUGGAUUUGACUAGGUUUAGCUGCAGUUCUGAAGGUUUGGUGGCUUUAAAAAGAAGCACAAAUCCAAUCUGCCUUUUUUGCCAUUUGUAUUAUUACUGUUCUGAGGAGACAUGCAAGUAUGAAUUUCAUUGUACUGUGUACACAUAACAAACUUGAACAAUAAAGAGGCAAAGACAGAGGAAAAUUA
Molecule: messenger RNA, 1151 nt
Organism: Erpetoichthys calabaricus (reedfish)
Lineage: Eukaryota; Metazoa; Chordata; Cladistia; Polypteriformes; Polypteridae
Product: small serum protein 1-like
Exons: 4
Coding region: 305-643 (112 amino acids)
Source: RefSeq, a predicted model, not a curated record